Molecule: messenger RNA, 2396 nt
Organism: Danio rerio (zebrafish)
Lineage: Eukaryota; Metazoa; Chordata; Actinopteri; Cypriniformes; Danionidae
Gene: atf7a
Product: activating transcription factor 7a
Biological process (GO): regulation of DNA-templated transcription
Cellular component (GO): nucleus
Molecular function (GO): DNA-binding transcription factor activity; sequence-specific DNA binding
Source: RefSeq, marked provisional
GAGGGGCGCUGUGUUACAUUGCAAAGCCUUUGCAAAGAUGGGGGACGACAAACCUUUUAUGUGCAGUGCUCCUGGCUGUGGGCAGAGGUUUACUAACGAGGACCACCUGGCUGUCCACAAACACAAACAUGAAAUGACGCUGAAGUUCGGACCCGCCAGAACGGACUCAGUCAUCAUUGCAGACCAGACGCCGACUCCCACUCGUUUCCUGAAAAACUGUGAAGAGGUGGGCCUGUUCAAUGAGCUGGCCAGCUCCUUCGAGCAAGAGUUCCCCAAGGCCCAGGAAGAUGAGGACAAGAGGGCCAAAAACCCGUUGCCUGCUCCGAAUUCAGGAGCCAUAGAUAUGAGUUUGCAGACGCCUUCAGACGUGAAGGUGAAGGAGGAGGACCCUGUGGAGGUGGACUCCACUCCGCCUACAAGUCCUGACUCCAUCUCCAGCAUGUCAGACAGCAGCAAAGAACCCGUAGGCAGAGGAAAGGAUUCUCCUCCAAGGCAUGCCUUCAGUUCAGCUCCAACCCCAGCCAUAGUGCGUCCUGGAUCCCUCCCUCUGCACCUGGGUUAUGACGGCCUGCAUCCCACCAUGCCUUCCCCAACCUCCGUCAUCACACACACCCCACCAUCCAACCGCACACUGGGGUCUCCAACAGUGCCAUACCCAAUGAUGAUGCUUCCCAAUGGUCAAACGGUUCCUGUGCUUCCUGGUCCUAUGCAAAUGCCCUCUGUAAUAUCAUUGGCAAGGCCCUUGUGUAUGGUGCCCAACAUUCCAGGCAUCCCCGGGCCUCCACUAGGGGGCAGCAGCAGCGGUUCGUCUUCACCCUCCGGUUACAACCCUCAUGCUGAGGCAAAGAUGAGGUUGAAAGCAGCAUUAUCUCAGCAGACAUCCUCCGCUCAGGGUUGUCUUGGUGUGGCGAUGGGCUCUAGUGCAAUGGUGCCUCAGAGGGUGGAGCAAAGCCAGCUGCUGGUUCAGCAUCCAGAUGCUCCAUCACCUGCUCAGCCACAGGUGUCUCCCGCUCAGCCCACCGGGGGUCGCAGGCGGAGGACGGCUGAUGAUGACCCCGAUGAGAGGAGGCAACGCUUUCUGGAGCGCAACAGGGCAGCGGCUUCACGUUGCAGGCAGAAACGCAAGAUAUGGGUGAACUCUCUGGAGAAAAAAGCUGAGGAGCUCACCUCCAUCAACGUCUCGCUUUCGAACGAGGUGUCUCACCUACGAAACGAAGUUGCUCAUCUAAAGCAGUUGCUGUUAGCCCAUAAAGACUGUCCUGUCACCAACCUCCAGAAGAAAGCUGCCUAUUUAGGAGACGAGCACAUGAAAGAGACAUCCGAACCCACGGGCUCCCCAGCGCCGGUCAUCCAGCACAGCUCUCUGGCCCCCAGCCCCUCGUCUGUAGUGGGACCCAAUGGCCUGAGCUCUCGUGCUGCGGCUGAAGCAGUGGCCAUGUCGGUGCUGGCAGGAAUGGGCAGCCAGCAGGGUGGCAGUGGCGGCCCAUCACACGUCAUCAUGGCCACACAAUCCCACCCGUCCAGCAGAUGAUGAGAACCUGCAUGAGACUCUCCACAUCCUGGGAGAGAGGAGAACACACUCCCUCUUGCGCCUGGAGCUCAGCUGCAUUCUGGGAAUGAAACUGGGACUAUUGUACACAUACCCACACACACACAAACACAAACAAAAUAAGAAACAAAGACGGAAGGAGAUGGUCGUUCACUAUGCCAUAGACUACGGGGACUGGACUCCAAUCCUGCUCUCUUUCGCAUCCUCUGCUCCUUCCUUCAACCUCCUCCUGCUCCUCCACUGGCUGUAGGACUGCAAAGCACUUCCUGUCAUUAACCGUAUCCUCAUAGACAGAUGCACAUACACAUGCUGCAAUAAAGACGUGCGCUCGGCGUAUGUGAAAUUCACACACAUGCAGGCCGCGUCUCAAAGUUGUGAUGAUGCAAUACUUUAUAUAUUCUUAUAUAUAUGUAUUAGUAUGUGUGUGUGUGUGUGCGAGUGUGUGUGUUUGAGAGAAACAUUGUUGCUUUAUUGUUCUUACCUUGCUAUUUUGGAGCAGGUUUUUUAGUUUUCAGGUGGCCAUGUCCCUCAUCUGACCCUCCCUCAUCUUACCUCAUUUUUAACCAGUUCUAUGCGUUUAUAAUCGGCGUGUGCUUCUCGUGUGGAUGAAUGGAAAAAUAGCAGUUUGUGAAGGACUGAUACACUAAGUCUGCCUUGUUAGCAUGCAAACGUUUUGCUAUGUAUAAAUUGUGUUGUAUUGGCACAUUGCGUUCGGUUUGGGCUUCGGAAACUCGUUGUUGUUUGUUUUGUCCUGUUAUUCUUUUCUUGUGUACGACGAACUCAGAAGCCGCAAAUAGGAGACUGUUUUCAGUUUUCUAGUUUGGACCCUUGCAAACAAGACCCUUUU